Scomber scombrus (Atlantic mackerel) is the source of this 4987-nucleotide messenger RNA. RefSeq names its product regulatory factor X, 1a (influences HLA class II expression) (gene rfx1a). Lineage: Eukaryota; Metazoa; Chordata; Actinopteri; Scombriformes; Scombridae. The record is from RefSeq and is a predicted model, not a curated record. Gene Ontology annotation, cellular component: nucleus. Gene Ontology annotation, molecular function: RNA polymerase II cis-regulatory region sequence-specific DNA binding; DNA-binding transcription factor activity, RNA polymerase II-specific. Bases 147 to 2870 code for a protein of 907 amino acids. Gene Ontology annotation, biological process: regulation of transcription by RNA polymerase II. The transcript is spliced from 18 exons.
GCCAUAGCCACGGUAGCCCUGGCGACAAGAACCCAGCAACGAGAAUCAACAACAACAACAACUGAAUCAGCCAUAAAUAUAAAAGAAGAUAUUUUACCGGUGGGAAAUACACACGUGGAACCAGAGUGUGAUUCACAGUACUUGCAAUGGCCACCUCAGGCUACGUAGGUGAGAUCCAGCCGGCAGCCCAACCCCAGGGGGUUGGUGUCACUGUCACAUCUGGACAACCGGACGCCGGCUCCAGUCCUGCGACUGCCCCCCAGUUUCUGGCUGAGAUUCAGACCACUGUAGCCACCUCCACAAUUGUCACACCCACAGGCCAAACUACCCCCACUGAACAAACCACUUCCAUCACCACUCAGAAGCCUGCUGCUGGUAGUCAGGCCCAGUCCACGGUACAAGCCCAGCCAGCUCAGACACAGUAUGUGACCGCAGAGAUCCAGGGCUCCCCCACACAGUCUGGAAAUAAUCAAAGCACUCCUCAGUACAUCGUUGUUACUGUCACAGAGGGCUCCCUUCACUCAAGUGACAGUGUGUCAGACUCUAGUCCUCCUCCAGCAGUGGUGCAGACUGGAGUGCCCACACAGGUUGUUCAGCAGGUACAGACAGCUCAGCAGAGGUCUGUGGUGCAGGCCACUUCUCAAAUAGCCAAGACUGAGCCAGGCACCCAACUCAGUGUCACCAGUCUACAGCCUGUUCAUAUCAGCCCAGAGGUCCAGCAGCAGCUCACAUCAGUGCCAGUGCAACAUGUGUACACCAAUCAAGUGCAGUAUGUGGAAGGAGGAGACACAAACUACACCACCAGCACCAUUCGUUCCAGCGCCUUCCCUUACACCGACACACCCCUGUACACCCAGACCACAGCUGCCCAGUACUAUGAAGGUCAGCCAACCUCAGUGUCACAGGCUUCCACCCCUGGCACACCUCUAACAGUGUCUGUGACUGCUGGAACAACAGGCGGCGUGUCCAUGUUUGUGGCCCAGCCUACCAGUGCAGCAGGGGGAGGGGCCACAGUGGUGUCCACAGGUGUAACCACCAAUGGGGCAGGGGAUGGGGCAGGCACCAAUGGUGGGGCCACAGGAAGUUAUGUGAUCCAGGGGGGUUACAUGCUGGGCAGCAGCAGCGGAGCGGCAGCUGGCAACAGUCAGAACUACUCACACACUGCCCGCGCCUCCCCAGCCACUGUGAGUAUUACAGAGGGCGAGGAGGGUAGCGUGCCGUCGGCAGACAAAAAGGUACAGUGGUUGCUGGACAACUAUGAGACAGCUGAAGGAGUGAGUCUGCCACGUUCCACACUCUACUGCCACUAUCUGCUGCACUGCCAGGAGCAGAAACUAGAGCCUGUUAAUGCCGCCUCUUUUGGGAAACUCAUUCGAUCUGUGUUCAUGGGUCUGCGUACACGACGUCUGGGCACACGCGGUAAUUCUAAAUACCACUACUAUGGGCUGAGGAUCAAGGCAGGCUCUUCUCUUCUCCGCCUGAUGGAAGACCAGCAACAUCUGGCCAUGAGGCAGCAGCCCUUCUCACAGAAACAGAGGUUGAAGCCUGUGCAUAAAGUUGAGGGAAUGACCAAUGGGACAGCAUCAGGAGUAGGCCAGCAGCAGCAACAGCAGCAGGGGUCAGGGAAUGUCGACAUCAGCACCCAGGUUCAGCAGUACCAGCAGUUCCUAGAUGCAUCCAGAGCACUCCCAGAGUUCCCAGACAUUGACCUCCAGGGGAAAUCUCUACCAGAGGGCAUUGAGCUUGAACACAUAAAGAGCUUUCAGCUGCUGUACAGAGAACACUGUGAGGCCAUACUGGAUGUGAUGGUCAACCUGCAGUUCACCCUGGUGGAGACCCUGUGGAAGACCUUCUGGAGGUUCAGCCAGAAUCAGGCGGGAGAUGCCACCUUGGCUGUUCAUGAUGAGUCAGAGAAGCGUCUCCCUAAGUCCUGCCUGGUGUUGCUGUGCAAGUAUGAUCCAGUGCUGCGCUGGAGCCGUGACUGUGACAACAGCCUGUACCAGGGCCUGGUGGAGAUCCUCAUUCCUGAUGUCCUCAGGCCCAUCCCCAGUGCCUUAACUCAAGCCAUCCGGAACUUUGCCAAAAGCCUGGAGAGCUGGCUGACCAACGCCAUGAUGAACAUCCCAGAGGAAAUGGUCCGCAUCAAGGUAACAUCCGCUAAUGCAUUUGCCCAGACACUGCGUCGCUACACUAGUCUGAACCACCUCGCCCAGGCAGCCCGCGCCGUCCUCCAGAACACAGCCCAGAUCAACCAGAUGCUCUCUGACCUCAACCGUGUUGACUUUGCUAAUGUCCAGGAGCAGGCUUCAUGGGUAUGUCGAUGUGAAGACCGUGUUGUUCAGCGGCUAGAGCAGGACUUUAAGCUUACUCUCCAGCAGCAGAACUCCCUGGAGCAAUGGGCUGCGUGGCUGGAUGGUGUGGUCUCCCAGGUCCUCAAGCCCUACCAACACAGCCCUACCUUCCCUAAGGCUGCCAAGCUCUUCCUGCUCAAGUGGUCCUUUUACAGUUCCAUGGUGAUUAGGGACCUGACCCUGAGGAGUGCAGCCAGUUUUGGUUCCUUUCACCUGAUCCGCCUGCUGUAUGAUGAGUACAUGUAUUACCUGAUAGAGCACAGAGUAGCCCAGGCUAAAGGAGAGACCCCGAUUGCUGUCAUGGGAGAGUUUGCCAGUUUAGGCCGGGGUCUAAACCAGCUGGAUCCCGACAAAGAAGAAGAAGAGGAAGAGGAGGAGGAGAGUGAUGACGAGGGUCAGGAACUGUCCCUCCCCUCAGACGGCGUGGUGCUCGGAGACGAGUCUCUGGAGCCCCCUGCCAAGCUGGCCAGAACUGACCAGAGAGUCCUCUUCACCACUGGCUCAGCUGACCUAGAGUAACACUACUGGACGUGGGUCUCAAUAUUGAUAAUACACACACACACACACACACACACACACACACACACACACACACACACACACACACACACACACACACACACACACACAGACACACACAGACAUAGAGAUGUACAAAGAACACUAAUUUAUACAUUUGUCACAUGUAUAUAGAUCUUGUAAAUGUGUGCGCAGUCAGUCCUGCAUACUGUAACUCCCCCACUUGUUUAUGCACACACAGUGGAAACACACACCCACUCAGUACUGCUGCUGCCUGGAUGGCACAAAACACCCGUUGGCGCUAUUGAUUGAAUACGCAAUUAUUGGAAUUGCGAUAGGAUAAACACCAGAAUCUCUUGGUGCAAAGAGAGACACACACACAGAGCAUUUUAACCUUCAGUUGUUUGGAUCUGUAAAAGUGAACUGAAGCCAGGCAUGUGUUUUUGUUUUUUUCUCCCAUCACAUCGCAACCCGUAGCCUCGCUGUGUCCUUCCUGAGAAACUUGUGCUCACCCUAGAAUCCUCCUAAAACUGUCACUGCCGUAUCAAAGUGGUCUUGAAAAUACUGUGAUGUGUGUUGUGCGUGCGUGCGUGCGUGCGUGCGCGCGUGUGUGUGUGUGUGUGUGUGUGUGUGUGUGUGUGUGUCAUGUGUAAAGGUAACUUUUACAGGAGGAGGACUCAAAGUGGAACCUCAGCAGUAAAUGGUUGCUGAAUCUAGUUGUUUCUUAUUCAUAAAAGACAUUAAAAGCAGAAGAGACAUUUGUGGAAAACAGGCGGUUGAGAUUUUUAGGCUGGGUUUGUUGUGUGUGUGCAUGUCUGUGUGUGUGUUUCAUAGCCCCUGUUGUGUGUUUCCUGUAUGCCUGGAUGAACACCAGGGUCACGCCACUCUGCUCAAUUUUCAUGAUGGUGUGUACACUUGUGUGGCAGGUGUGUAUGUCUGGUUGUGUAACAGUGAGUCACGCCAAGUGCAGACUGUUUCCUCUGUAUAUAUUUUCUAUACAUUUUGGAGACGGGCAUAGAUUUCCUGUUUUUGACAAAAGAGGUACUGUACUGUGUCAUAUAUUUAUGUUGAAAGUGCUUCAUUCCUGUCCAUGUAAUAAGUUCCUCUGUGGCCUCAUUUCCCUUUUUGACAUAUCAUUUUCUAGCCUUAUUUCACUUGAUUUUUCCAUAUCUGUGCCAAACCUGUUUGCUUUGAUCCCAAAUCUCAUUGUUUUUAAAUGAUCUUUUAUAUGUUUUAAGGAGGACUGUGCCUGAGUAAGAACGGUGAUAUACUUAUAUUCUACUGUAUUUAUCCACUAUUUUGAAUUUUGUUGUCACUAAGUGAACCUCUUGUGCAGUGUAUGGUGCUGUGUUGUCACACAUUGUAAGCAACCUUUGUGUGCAUUAUUGAUUUGUGAUUGUAUGUUCAGCUCUCAAUCCUCUUACCAUAUCUGAUGACUUUUUUCCACCAACAGGCUAAGGCCCUGCCUCUUUGCACAUAUUGACUAAUGUAUUUUAAACUCUGAUGGAGUGAUGCGAAAUGUUUUUUUAAUUUUCUUUGAAGUCCUACAUGUGUUUUUUACGGCGGGGUGCAGGUGUCAGAUUUCAUGCCAACACCUCGUACCCCUUGGUGCGGUUUUGAAGCGUUAGGCAAGAAAUCUAGUGGCUCUUUCUGCACAGUCCUCAACAAACACUCAUCUCACUCCACUGCGUUGUACUUUCAUCUCACUGCAUAUCCACCCUUCCAGCCAAUGGCUUUGAUUUGCUUCAAACAUCCACUUUCUUAAACACUGUUCGUCCAGAUUGGUUGUUGUAAACACGUCAUCUUUGGAUUUCUGAAUACAAUGUCUUUGAAAAAGCUGCAAUGUACGUGUUUUCAGUGGGCAUUGCAAGCCUCAAACCAGCAUAUUAUCCUUUUUAGGGAGUCUAAUGCUACCACAGCUGAGUACAUAUCACUCCAGUCUUUUAAUGAUCUACAGCAUAUAGAAUGGCCAUUGUUUACCCAGUAAAAAAUGUUAAGUCAUUUUUAUAGUGCAUUGUUUUUUUUUAUGUACAAAACAAACUGAGAAAAAAAAAGAUGUUCAGUGGCAGUGUUUUAUGGAUUUGGUCUGCUAUAAGUAUGACUGUGCCUUUGGAGGU